UUGACAGGAACUAGCUCGCGCUUCGAAGCGAAACUUGCCUAUUAGCUCCAACUUCUUUAAACGGUCCAGACAGAGCUGCUUUCUCCCAGUUUGCGUCCACGAUGUCGGGUCACGGUCACGGCCACGGGCACGGGCACGGCUGCGGGUGCGAAGGCGAGCACGAGCCCGCGGAGCGGGGCCUGGAGUACGGGCUGUACCGGCGGAUCGACCUGGAGAAGCUGCAGUGUCUGAACGAGAGCCGAGAGGGAGACGGAAAGCUGGUGUUCAAACCGUGGGACCGGCGGAACGAGAGGGACAAGUUUGUGGAGAGCGAUGCAGAUGAGGAGCUGCUGUUCAACAUCCCUUUCACCGGCAGCGUGAAGCUGAAAAGCAUCAUCAUCUCUGGAGAGGACGACGACUCGCAUCCAGCCGAGAUACGACUCUACAAGAACAUCCCUCGGAUGUCGUUUGACGACACCGGCAGGGAGCCCGAGCAGGCGUUCAGGCUCAACCAAGACCCAACGGCUGAGCUGGAGUACCCGACAAAGGUGGCCCGUUUCUCCAGCGUCAACCACCUCUCCAUCCACAUCUCCAAGAACUUUGGAGCAGAGAGCACCCGGGUGUACUACAUCGGCCUCAGGGGGGAGUAUUCAGAGGCUCACAGGCACGAGGUGACCAUCUGCAACUACGAGGCAGCCGCAAACCCCGCUGACCACCGGGUGGAGAGCAUCAUCCCACAGACCAACUUCAUCUCCUGAAGGCCUGGGGGGGCGGAGGGGAGGAGGGGGGUUUCAGUGGCGUCUGUCGGCUGUCAGAAUGUCAAAGACGACCGUCGCCGCUCGCAGGCGGCGCGGCCGAACUCCACCCGGAGCGGGCGUGAAAUCUGAGCCCAGGGCUUGCAGAGCAGUGUGAAGGCUUAAUGCUGGUGAAGCAUUCAACAAUAAAGGCGUCAAACGUUUGCCGCUGGCGUGAAGCUUGCUGCUGAAUAAAGGCAUCAUACAAAGAAAUGACCUGCUGGUGCCGAGCAAAGAAAAACUGACGAUGGUUUUGCUUCCACAUAUGAAAUGUGAAUUGACCCGAAGCCGUUUUUGAAGCUUUAAUGAAUAAAAACGUUCAAAACAACAACCAGCCUCA
Molecule: messenger RNA, 1113 nt
Organism: Menidia menidia (Atlantic silverside)
Lineage: Eukaryota; Metazoa; Chordata; Actinopteri; Atheriniformes; Atherinopsidae
Source: the annotation of a GenBank genome assembly